AUGUGGAUCAAUAAUCAGAGCUCACUAGAUGAUUUUAUCUUAUUGGGAUUCUCUGAUCGCCCCUGGCUGGAGACACCACUCUUUGUAAUCUUUCUGGUGGCUUAUUUUGCCCUGUUUGGAAAUAUCUCCAUUAUCCUAGUUUCCCGCCUGGAUCCCCAGCUUGACAGUCCCAUGUACUUUUUUGUCUCUAAUCUAUCCCUUCUGGACCUCUGCUAUACUACCAGCACUGUCCCACAGAUGCUAGUCAACCUUCAGGGACCAGAAAAGACCAUUAGCUACGGUGGUUGUGUUGCCCAACUCUAUAUUUUCUUGGCCUUGGGUUCUACUGAAUGCAUACUUCUAGCCAUCAUGGCCUUCGAUCGUUAUGCUGCUAUUUGCAAGCCCCUUCACUACCCAAUCAUCAUGAACCAGAGACGCUGUAUCCACAUGGCCACUGGGACCUGGAUUAGUGGCUUUGCUAACUCCCUUGUGCAGUCCACUCUCACAGUGUUGACCCCAAGAUGUGGACAGAGGGUGAUGGACCCUUUCUUCUGUGAAGUUCCUGCUCUUUUGAAACUAGCUUGUACUGAUACUCAUGUGAAUGAGGCUGAGCUCAAUGUGCUUGGGGUUUUGCUACUUCUGGUGCCCCUCACCCUCAUCCUGGGCACUUAUGUGUUCAUUGCUCAGGCAGUAAUGAGGAUCCGCUCUGCUGAAAGUCGCUGGAAGGCCUUUAAUACCUGUGCUUCACAUUUGCUGGUGGUCUCCCUCUUCUACUUUACAGCCAUCAGUAUGUAUGUCCAGCCUCCCUCUAGUUAUUCUCGUGACAGAGGGAAGAUCAUGGCUCUGUUCUAUGGGAUUGUCACACCUACACUCAAUCCAUUUAUCUAUACACUGAGGAACAAGGAUGUGAAAGCUGCCCUGAGAAGGGCACUGACUAAGGAAUUUUGA
Balaenoptera acutorostrata (minke whale) is the source of this 927-nucleotide messenger RNA. RefSeq names its product olfactory receptor 2B2-like. Gene Ontology annotation, molecular function: olfactory receptor activity; G protein-coupled receptor activity. NCBI's taxonomy places the organism in Eukaryota, Metazoa, Chordata, Mammalia, Artiodactyla, Balaenopteridae. The record is from RefSeq and is a predicted model, not a curated record. Gene Ontology annotation, biological process: G protein-coupled receptor signaling pathway. Gene Ontology annotation, cellular component: membrane.